AUGGCAGACUACGAAGAGUCAUAUCAAACGAUCGAUGAACUGGAAGAGCAGCUCGAAGAUGCCAUAGAUGAAUACAUCAAGGCUCAUGAUGACUCAGGAGAGGAGAUGGACGAAGCCGAACGACACAAGGCUCUGCAUCACCACAGCAAAACAAUCGCCUACACCGCGCAGGAGAUUCUCACACAUGAUCCCAGCCAUGAGGAGGCGCAGAAGUUUCUAGCGGUCUUUUCGUUGUCGCUCAACGGACAGUUUCAACCACAUCACUAUAGGACGCUGGGAUUGGUAGACGAAGAUUCGGACCUUGAAGAGCUCAAUCACCAUCCGUGGAAGAGCGAAUAUCUCCCGGACGAGGACCACUCACACCUUCUGAAUGCUGAGGAUGAGCCGAUAGACGCCCAGCAUUAUGAUCACCACCACCACCACCACCACCACCACCACAAUGACAAUGGAGAGAUCGACACUUAUGCUGAUUUCAACAGCUUGAACGACGGCGACCAUGCACAUGAGGAAUGUGACUUUGAGAAGGUCCAAGAACAUAACGGGGACGAGGAGGCUAUGGGAGGUGAUGACGACGAGCAGGGUCAGUAUAGUGGCGACGAUGGUCAGUAUGGUGAUUUUGAUGGCGAGUACGCCAACCAUGACGGCCACUGCGAAGGCGACGAGGAGCAGUAUUAUGGUGAUGACGGCAACGACGCCGGUCAUGAGUGCCACUGGUAA
Molecule: messenger RNA, 717 nt
Organism: Fonsecaea pedrosoi CBS 271.37
Lineage: Eukaryota; Fungi; Ascomycota; Eurotiomycetes; Chaetothyriales; Herpotrichiellaceae
Exons: 2
Coding region: 1-717 (238 amino acids)
Source: RefSeq, a predicted model, not a curated record